UUACCAACGGAGCCUUCUCCAGGAAGACUCGAGUCCAUCCACUCUCUUCCGCAGUCCCGCAGUGUGCCAGACACGCACGCACGCACGCACAGUGCAGCCGGCUCGCCGGCGGAGGGAGAGAACCGGAGAAAGGGGAAUGCCUCGGCGGUGAUCGCACCUGAUAGGAGGGGCAAGUCGCCGGUGCAAGGGGUUCCGGCGUCGGCCGCCGUCGACGGGUUAGAGGGCGCCAGGCGCCGGCGGUGGAGUGGGCCUAGGCGACCGCCGUGUAGGGGAAUGGCGAGGCUGCGAAGGAGGGGGAGGGGGAGGUGGAGGGGCGUGAGGUGGCUGAGCCAUUACUCAUCGGGGCAAAGCAUUCUGAUCGUCGGAGACGGGGAUUUCUCCUUCUCGCUGGCUCUCGCCGCCGCGUUCGGGACCGGCCGGAACAUCGUCGCGACGUCGCUGGACUCCUAUGAGGCUCUGUCUCGCAAGUAUAGCAAAGCACAAUCAAAUGUAAUGGAGCUGAAGAAAAGGCGCACCACGGUUUUGCAUGGUGUUGAUGCGGAGACGAUGAAGGGUCAUUCUAAUCUGAAGAUGAGACUAUUUGAUCGGAUUGUCUUUAAUUUUCCUCAUGCUGGAUUCCAUGGAAAAGAGUGUGAGAUGCAUGUUGUCAGGUUGCAUAGGGAGCUUGUGAAGGGGUUCUUUGUCAAUGCACGAGAGCUGCUUCAGCCGGAUGGUGAAAUCCACAUUAGCCACAAGACAGGAUAUCCUUACGACGGGUGGAGUAUCGUGCAACUUGCCUCCGAAUCUUCUCUGGCUAUGAUUGACAUAGUUAGUUUCCAGAAACAAGACUACCCCGGCUAUAGCCCAAAGAGAGGAAAUGGUUCAAAGUCCAACAAUACUUUCCCUCUUGGUGACUGCAACACAUACAAGUUUGUCGCGAAACAUAAUGUUGCUCAGGGAGAACAUGCAUGCCACUGCUAUAUGUGCCGAGAUAGGUAUUUCUCGCCAUACUUUGACUAUGCGAGUGGUCUCGCCACACUCGGAGUUGGGCAUGGGGGGCACCUUGCAUAUUGGUGAAAUUCAGUGAACUGGUCGUAGUAGUACGUACUAAGGGUGUGUUAACAAACUAGUUCUGAAACCUGGGAUGCCUUUGGUGAACUUGAUGUGGGACGACUUUUCAUGUGGCGGAGCACCUUUGAACUUCCAUGGUCCAUGGACAAUCAUAUCACUGUGUAACUGACUAGAUGUAACGUUGAAUUAAAGUAUGAACAAGAUUGUGGUGAUGUAAAUGCAAGCAUUUCUG
Molecule: messenger RNA, 1282 nt
Organism: Triticum aestivum (bread wheat)
Lineage: Eukaryota; Viridiplantae; Streptophyta; Magnoliopsida; Poales; Poaceae
Product: heavy metal-associated isoprenylated plant protein 41
Exons: 3
Coding region: 274-1056 (260 amino acids)
Biological process (GO): rRNA base methylation
Cellular component (GO): cytoplasm
Molecular function (GO): rRNA (uridine-N3-)-methyltransferase activity
Source: RefSeq, a predicted model, not a curated record